This is a messenger RNA of Racocetra persica, 132 nucleotides long. Lineage: Eukaryota; Fungi; Glomeromycota; Glomeromycetes; Diversisporales; Gigasporaceae. The record is from the annotation of a GenBank genome assembly.
CAUGAAGAUGAGGAUGAAGAUACAUCAAAUAGUAUUUCUAGUGAUGAUGAUUUUAUAGCAGUUGAAAAUUCAAUAGUUCAUUCCAGAAGGGGUGAUCUGAGAAAGAAAAGAUUUAAAGGAUCUCACGAAUUG